UCUCCGUUGCCGUGGGAAACGACCCUGGACCUGGGAGGAAAGACGUUUCCCGCCGGCGGGAGUUGCGUUUGUGUCGGCUUGGGGAGCUCGGGCUGCAGGGCCCGGCGCCGCAGCAUCAUGGCAGACCAGUUUUAUCUGGAAAAUAUAGACGAGUUCGUCAUGGACCAAAACAAGAUCGUGACAUACAAAUGGCUGAGCUAUACGCUAGGAGUUCAUGUUAACCAGGCCAAACAGAUGCUGUAUGAUUAUGUUGAAAGGAAGCGAAAGGAAAAUUCAGGAGCCCAACUGCAUGUCACCUACUUAGUGUCUGGCAGCCUUGUUCAGAAUGGAUACUCUUGCCACAAGGUUGCAGUAGUGAGAGAAGAUAAAUUGGAAGCAGUGAAGUCCAAGCUAGCUGUGACUGCCAGCGUCCAUGUGUACAGCAUCCAGAAAGCCAUGCUAAAGGACAGUGGGCCUCUGUUCAAUACCGACUAUGACAUCCUUAAAAGCAACUUGCAGAACUGCAGCAAGUUUAGUGCCAUACAGUGCGCAGCUGCAGUCCCCAGAGCCCCUGCUGAAACCUCAUCUUCUGAAAAGUUUGAGCAGUCAAAUCUUCAGGUAUCAAGUGAGACACAAGCCAAUAAUGAGUUGACCACCAAUGGUUAUGGCCCACCUAGCUCCAAACAGAUUUCCCACCAACCUAAAGGAAUUAUGGGAAUGUUUGCCUCUAAAGCUGCUUCUAAAACCCAAGAUGCCAGCAAAGAAACCAAAACAGAAGCUAAAGAGGUAACAAAUGCUUCUUCAGCAGGUAACAAGAUACCAGGGAAAGGGAAUGUGAUGAGCAAUUUUUUUGGAAAAGCCGCUAUGAAUAAACUUAAAGUCAAUUUGGAUUCAGAGCCAGCAAUGAAAGAAGAAAAAAUUGUGGAACAACCUCCACUGUCUGUCACUGAACCAAAGCUGGCAGCCCCUACAGGCCUGAAGAAACCCAGCAAAAAAGCAGAGCCUGUUAAGAUGCAGCAGGAGAAAAAGAGGGGGAAGCGAGUGGAGUUAUCUGAUGAUGAGACAAAAGAAACUGUAAACAUGAAGAGAAAGAGGAGAAGAGUCAAACUUCCUGAGUCUGAUAGCAGUGAAGAUGAAGUCUUACCAGAUUCUCCUGGGGUUUAUGAAGCUGAGUCACCAUCCCCACCUCCUCCUGUGUCCCCACCUCCCGAACCAGUGCCGAAGACUGAACCAGAGCCUCCUUCUGUCCAGAUCUUAAGUGGAGAAAACAAAAGAAAACGAAAGCGUGUGCUGAAAUCUAAAGUCUUCUUGGAUAAUGAAGGCUGCAUGGUGACUGAAAAAGUGUACGAGAGUGAAUCCUGCACAGAUAGUGAAGAGGAACUUAAGAUGAAGACGUCUCCCUUACACAGACCCCCAGCAGUGACUGUCAAAAGAGAGCCCAAAGAGGAACGAAAAGGCCCAAAGAAAGGGACUGCUGCUCUAGGCAAAGCCAACAGACAAGUGUCCAUCACUGGCUUCUUCCAGAAGAAAUGAACCGCCAUCUCUGUUAGGUCAGAGAUGUGGAGCGGCCAGGGAGGAGACCAAGACAUACAGACUCUCACUUACUGUGUAAGUUCAUCCGGCGCCUCACCUCACCUAUAUCAGAAGACUGUUCUUCCAUCUCUUAAGGUUUAUACUACUGGUUUUUAGCCAAAAAGAAAUCACCCGGAAGGAAGAGGCAAAAGAAUAUUUAAAAAGCUGUUACUUUCUAAUGACAUUUUUAAAGCACAAUCUUUGACCUGUCCAGCAGAAUUUACUCAAAAAAAAUUGGAACAGGUUUCAGAAUUAUUACUAAAGCCGUUUAGUGACUAAAUGGCUUCCGUGAUAAUGCACCCUACCUGCCCUGUGUCCUGAUCUGCACGUGGCUCAGGGAGUAUUCUUCCUUGUUCCUUUGUAUUCCGUGGACUUGUGUGGGUAUUCCUCUAUCCCUCAAUGUUAUUGGAUGUGUUUGCCACUCCCCUGCUCAUCCCUUCCCCCCUAACACAGUUCUUUGUGAAGCCAUUUUCUGUUAAAUCUUUUAAAUCUUGGGUGAACUACAGGCUGAAACAAAAAUCUCCCUCUAACCAUCUUUUCCUCCAUUAUAAAGUACACUGACCUGGCUCUGUACCAGCACUUGUGUUCCGUACUUGUGUUCUACCCCUUCCGCAAAAACUCUCUAGACCAUCACUCGUAAUUAGUGGUUAGGGAAACCUCAGGCGGAGCACAAACAGAAAUGUAGUGAUGUAUUCAACUCCACCAAAAAUGACUGAGUCAACAUCGACAGCAUUGGAGAACAUGUUGCGGACACGGGGCGUACUGUAUAGUGCCCUUUGUGAUUUUUGUCUCCUCCCCCCUCUCCCUUUUCCACUUUCGAUACCUAGAGAGGGAAACCCAUACAAUUAAAUGAAGGCUAAAAAGAGAAAUCUUUUCCUACAUGCAGUAUGUAACAGU
This is a messenger RNA of Pteronotus mesoamericanus, 2448 nucleotides long. It is a transcript of the gene POLD3, whose product is annotated as DNA polymerase delta 3, accessory subunit. Gene Ontology annotation, biological process: DNA replication; nucleotide-excision repair, DNA gap filling; DNA strand elongation involved in DNA replication. Gene Ontology annotation, cellular component: delta DNA polymerase complex; nucleus. The record is from RefSeq and is a predicted model, not a curated record. Lineage: Eukaryota; Metazoa; Chordata; Mammalia; Chiroptera; Mormoopidae. The coding region runs from base 118 to 1512 and encodes 464 amino acids. Gene Ontology annotation, molecular function: DNA-directed DNA polymerase activity. The transcript is spliced from 12 exons.